AUAGAGAAGAAGUUUGACAGAGCGCGGCUCUUCUUCCAGCUGAAGUUCGGCGUCGCUGCUGUGGUGGCCAAUGUGAGUGAGGGAGCGCGCGAGCGAGUGAGAGAGAGAGAGAGAGCGAGUGUGUGAGAGAGGGAGGGAGAGAUCUCCACAACACACACGCGCACGCACACACACACACACACACACACUCAGUGGAGCGACGCUUCUUCACUGCUUUGCUGUUGCAUGUGCGAGACAGACGCGCGUACGAGACGAAGACGAAGAGGGAGAAGAAGGAGAAGGACACGCUCGCUGCUGUCAGACACCGUGGUGUUGACAGGAGAGCACGACUAGAGAACGGGAGAGAAGACCUCACAACUUCUUCCAGCGCGUUUUUUUCUUUCUCCCUUUUCGGGUGGGAUUUUGCCAUGGAUGUGCUACCGAUGUGCAGCAUCUUUCAGGAGCUUCAGAUUGUCCACGACACGGGCUAUUUCUCAGCCUUGCCCUCGCUGGAGGAGUACUGGCAACAGACAUGCUUGGAGUUGGAGCGCUACCUGCAGAGCGAACCUUAUGUCUCAGCAUCCGACCUGAAGUUCGAGAGCCAAGAGGACCUCUGGAGCAAACUGAUCCUGGCAUGCGGGGACUCAAAGGGUGACCUGGACUCAAACGCGAACCUCGUGCGGGUCAAGGAGGACCCAGACAAUCAGGACAGCCAGGCCCUGGAGACCAACAGCGUCAACUCGGAUGCCAGCAGUGAGGCUUCGGACAGCUCUGAGGAGCUCUCACCCACUCACAGCUUUAGCUCCAACCCGCUGGGCUCGGUGCUGGCUGAGACGGGACACUUGGGUUCGUCCAUCAUCGCCACGCCUCCGUCCUCUCCGGAGGCGCUGCAGGAGCCCAGCGUGGCGCAGGUUUGGGGGUCCAUACAGACUGAACUGCCCCUGCCCGUUAAGAUCAGACACGGGGGCAUGGCCAAGGUUUCGGGCACGGAUAAGUCGGGUUCGGCCGGAGGGGACGCGUCUCCGGACGGGAGGAGGCGAGUGCACCGGUGUCACUUCAACGGCUGCCGGAAAGUUUACACAAAGAGUUCUCAUUUAAAAGCACAUCAGCGCACUCACACAGGUGAGAAGCCGUACAGGUGUUCGUGGGAAGGCUGUGAGUGGCGUUUUGCGCGCAGCGAUGAGCUAACCCGGCACUUCAGGAAGCACACGGGUGCAAAGCCAUUUAAAUGCAGUCACUGUGACAGGUGUUUCUCCAGGUCAGACCACCUGGCCCUGCACAUGAAGAGGCACCUCUAAAGCAGGUUGUGUCCGUGCGCCGUGUGGGGAUAUGUUCAUUUGUAUCCUGACCAGCCUCCUGGUUGACCUGCCCUUUUGUUUAAGGGAGGGUAGUGGAGUGUUCCAGCCAAAGCAUGCCAUUUUGCACCGAAUCCUGUGCCUCCGGGUCCCUCGGGAGAAAGGCCUACUGACUGGUUGUGGAAAAAAAAAGAAAAGAAAGAAGAGGACAAGACAAAAUCAUGCGCGAAGAAGCGAUAAAUGAAGGACUUUAAAAAUAAAAAAAAAGAAUAUUUACAAAAAAAGAGAGGAAAAAAUCAGACAAAAACAACAAACGAAUGAAUGAAUGGUGUGUGUUGUAUGGUGCAUGUUUUGGGACAACUCCUGGACAACCAAUACACUGGUACUUAUUAAAAAAAAGCCUGUCUGAGGGUGAACGAAUGCGGUCGCUGAGUGUGAGGGUGACUGUUUGGUGCGUGAGUUGAGGAAAAGGCUGGGAUGGGGGGCUACCAGUGUGUCGCUGCAGACUGAGUGAUGUUGGGGGGGGAAUCAAGUUCCGUUUUUUGUUCUGUGAGGGGAAAAAAAGUGUGUCUGCUUGUCAGUGUGGAAGCAGGGACUCUUGCCAAACCCCCCCAGGCUUUGUAUCACAAAGGGGACGAGGAGGUUUUGGUUACUUCUAAACCCACCCACCCAUACAAAACCCCCUUUUUAGAGGGUCUGCAGAGUUCCCGGCCCUGAAUGAAAGUGGCUUUUUGGUGUUUGGUGCAGCUACUAAAUGUGCAAUGUGUUCAGUAGCUUGUUUUCUCGACAAGCUACAAAAAAAGCUCUUUUGUUGUCCAUUGUAUAAGCUGUGUGCUUAGAGAUAAAAACACAAAAACUAUAACUUCACUAUCAUAGACAGGUGUUGCAUGGUAUUAGGGUUUGUACUCCUUUUUUUCCUGUUCUUUGUUAUCAGGACUGCUAAUAGAUUCCAAUAAAGUGCAGCUAAAUACGAAUGGUUAAAUGUUACAAUAUUGUACAUAAAUGGAUUGAUGAUUCUUCUCUUUAAAUCCCCCCCUGCUUAUGCCUUUUUUUUCUUUUUUUUGCGAGGGAAAACCACUAUUGCUUAGCUUUUUCUUUUUAGUCACAAAUCUGUUUUUUUCCCCUUCCACUCUGUUCAGUUCUCUCUCUCUUUCUCUCCAUUUUUACCUGUUAUUAAUGCACUGUUGACCUUAAUGGUGCCUUAUGCAAGUGACCUUGUCCUGUGGAAUAGAUUGGUCCUUGGGGGUCACACAAUGUCUUGUAUGAGUGAUCGAAAUAGCUUUAUUAAGGCUCCAUUUCCAAUGAAAAUGCACCUUUCUUUUUUUCGGAAAAGGCCACUCCGACCGAACCCUAACAGAACUGUAGCUUCAGGACAACUUUCGUUCACUCAGAUUACAUUUAAACCUAAAUAUGUAGUAAGAUAGCAAAGUCUAUAAGAGUCACCAUGCAAAGCACUUAAAACAACAGCUUUUUAUUUGUUUACUACCAUGUAAUAUCUAAUGAAUACUAGAGAGGUCUAUUUGAAUGGUACAAAAAAAAAAAGUGGAAUCUGUCAAAACCACAAAAACUGGUCUGGUCAUUGCGUAACAAGGCUGGAGGAGAAUGGGGGUAAAAUGACGCAGCUGCUCUGACAGGCGUUUGGCAGUGAGUUUUAGAAGACCGGGCCUGUAUCCCCUGCAACCAGGACGGAGGAAAAAACCUAAAGAUUUAUUGUAAUUAACAAGCCCUAGCAGGACAGGCCUCGCCUUGUACUGCAUCUGUGUAAUGAAUUACUAAAGGCUUUGCUGGCAUAGACUCUGCCACAGACUGCUGACUCUGGCAGUUUGCUAUUGACCUGUCUGGAUGGCGUUGUUUUAGCCCAGCAACAGUAUUAUGGAAACAGAGAACAGGCGUCCAGAAAGAUAAAGAUAAAUCGCUUCUUUUCAGCCCGUACAAUGUACAUUUACAGACGUGGAAUCGAAGCCUUUGGGCUGGCAGACAGGUUCGCUGGCUGUUCGUGUGCAUUGUAAGCAUUUUGUGAGAGUUUUAUUCUUUAUUUCUUUGGCCGAGGAUGAAUCAGAUCUAUAGACGCAAAUAUCGAAAUACAUUCUGUAAAAGAGUCGAGUCUGACACAGCAGACAGUAACUCUCUUUAUCAGGGAAGUGCUGUACUUUGUCUAGAGAGUGGAAGAGCAGCAGUGCUCCAUGGAUUUCAGAUCAGAUUGGAGCUGUAGGAGGAUCAGCAUGAAGAAGCUUGCUGCUACAAAAUCAGAGCCAGCAAGGCUUUCUGUGGGCAAAGAGAACAGUACAUCCUGUCUACGAAACAGUGGCCAACAUCAUUCAAGCGGCAAUAGAGCCUUAAUGAAAGCCUCCCAUUUUGCUUGUAACUAUAACUGACGCUUUCUAUCACUCUUUUCUCUCACAGUUUCCCCUGUUGUCUAUUAUAGAAUAUUUGUAAGAAAUUGAAAAGAAAGAAAAGUUAAAAAUGAAAUACAAAAAAAAAACAUUUUCUAAGAUUUUUAUUUGUUCUUGCUUUAUAUAAAUUUUAUUUGAAAUUGUUUUGCAAAAUUGUUCUAUUUCUGUAUGAAUGUAUUUUUUAUUGGAAUAAUAAGAAAUUCUUAUCAGA
Molecule: messenger RNA, 3878 nt
Organism: Colossoma macropomum (tambaqui)
Lineage: Eukaryota; Metazoa; Chordata; Actinopteri; Characiformes; Serrasalmidae
Gene: klf6a
Product: Kruppel-like factor 6a
Exons: 4
Coding region: 408-1277 (289 amino acids)
Biological process (GO): regulation of transcription by RNA polymerase II
Molecular function (GO): DNA-binding transcription factor activity, RNA polymerase II-specific; RNA polymerase II cis-regulatory region sequence-specific DNA binding
Source: RefSeq, a predicted model, not a curated record